UUAUAUAUGCAUGCACUUUGAUGGAAAGACGUGCAUCACGCACAUUCAUCGUUUCUGAGUGUGGGCAUUAAGGAAGAUUCCCUCCGCAAAGAUAACUAGUGGACUUGUGACGCAAACAUCUGAACUCUUGGUGUAAACAGCAGUUGACCUGCUCUACCCGCUCCUCACACCUGCGAUGUGAAGCAUGGACCAUCCAUCGUAUCAUGGCCCGAUCACCAAACAGAGAUGCGAGGAGCUGCUCGGCAAUAAAGGGCGGAAUGGGACUUACCUCAUUCGGGACAGCGAGACCAUUCAGGGAGCUAUGUGCCUAUGUGUGUACAAACACAAAGUGGUCUAUACAUACAGGAUCCUCCAAACUCACUCAGGCUCCUUCACCCUACAGGCCAGUUCAGGUGUAGAGGAAAAGUUUUUUAAGAACAUAAAGGAUCUAAUUCAUCAUUACAAGCAAAAGAAUCAAGGACUUGCAACACAUUUACGCCAUGCACUGAAAAGAAAAACACUGCCGCAACAACAGCUUUUGCAAUUUCCAGCAUCAGGAGCAGAAGUGGGCGAUGAGGAGAACGAUUAUGAAAAUGUUAAUUGUUCAGCGGAUUAUGUUGUUGUUUUGCCGGAUUAAUUUCAUCGCGAUGUGAAGUCCUGAAUGGAAAAAAGUGGAUCGGUCAGAUGCAAUACCCUUUUCAGGAACUUUCUGGGCAUUUUCAAUGCACAUAUGGGGAUAUCCAUUACAUGAAGCCAUAUGUCCAGGUAUAUCAUCAUUCAAAUGGAAGACUUCAUUGAUUGAAUGUCUUAGUGAUUCUUACACUGUAAAAUUGCUGGGUUCCACACAAUUCUUUCAAGUUGUCCCAACACAAAUAGAUUAAGUUAACGUUAUUGUUUUUACAAAUU
This is a messenger RNA of Danio aesculapii, 885 nucleotides long. RefSeq lists its product as uncharacterized. The transcript has 4 exons. The record is from RefSeq and is a predicted model, not a curated record. NCBI's taxonomy places the organism in Eukaryota, Metazoa, Chordata, Actinopteri, Cypriniformes, Danionidae. The coding region runs from base 185 to 616 and encodes 143 amino acids.